Messenger RNA from Acanthisitta chloris (rifleman), 3034 nucleotides. RefSeq names its product zinc finger protein 654 (gene ZNF654). The annotation marks the transcript as partial. The record is from RefSeq and is a predicted model, not a curated record. Gene Ontology annotation, biological process: regulation of transcription by RNA polymerase II. The transcript is spliced from 5 exons. Lineage: Eukaryota; Metazoa; Chordata; Aves; Passeriformes; Acanthisittidae. Gene Ontology annotation, cellular component: nucleus. Gene Ontology annotation, molecular function: DNA-binding transcription factor activity, RNA polymerase II-specific; DNA binding.
GAAUGUCAGAACCUUCUAAAUAAAUACAGAAAUAUGAACCUGGAACUAGUGACUCGAAUCAUUCGAGAUGGUGGACCAUGGGAGGAUCCAGUAUUACAAGCAAUUCUCAAAGCAAAGCCCGUGUCACAGGAAUUAGUUAACAAAUAUUUAAGCUCUGAAAAUCCACUGUUCUUUGAACUACGUGCCAGAUACCUUAUUGCCUGUGAACGCAUCCCUGAGGCAAUGGCUCUUAUCAAAUCUUGCAUAAAUCAUCCAGAUAUCAGUAAAGAUCUGUAUUUCCAUCAAGCGCUUUUCACCUGUCUUUAUAUGUCACCAUUAGAAGAUCAGCUAUUCCAGGAGCAUUUGUUGAGGACUGAUUGCAAGAGUGGAAUUGAGAUCAUCUGCAACACUGAAAAAGAAGGGAAGACUACCUUAGCCUUACAGCUGUGUGAAUCGUUCCUAGUCCCACAGCUUCAAAAUGGGGACAUGUAUUGUAUAUGGGACCUGAUCUUCAUUUGGAGUAAACUUCAGCUUAAAUCUAACCCAUCAAAACAAGUAUUUGUUGACCAGUGUUACCAGCUUUUGAGAAUUGCUACAAAUGUCAGAGUAAUUUUCCCUUUCAUGAAAGUCAUUAAGGAUGAAGUUGGUGAAGAUGGUCUUCAGAUAUGUGUUGAGAUAUGUGGCUGUGCCCUACAGUUGGACCUCCGUGAAGAUCCCAACAUGAAAAGUCUUAUUUAUAAAGCAAUUGCUCAUUUUCUGCCAAAUGACCUGGAGAUCCUCAGAAUUUGUGCUCUUUCGAUCUUUUUUCUUGAGCGCACCUUGGAAUCUUACUAUACUGUUGAGCACUUGUAUAAAUGUGCAGAUGAAGAAUACAAUGAGUGCAGUAGUUCUGUUCAAAACCGUGUACGUUUUGAAUUGCUUCCAAUUUUGAAAAAAGGGUUGUUUUUUGACCCUGAGUUUUGGAAUUUCUUGAUGAUCAAGCAGAAUUGUUUAGCACUAUUGGGUGAUAAAGCUUUUGAUGGCUUAAGUGAAAGUACUCUGGAAAACUCUACUGGAAAUACAGAGAAGAUAACAGAGUAUAGGGCUCUGAGUGAGGAGCGUGUCUGCUCAACAGAUGUGAGCAAUGGGGAGCUUGAUCCUGAAAACUGUUCUGAAACCCAGUCCAAAGGUAACACCAAAAAGAACCACGAAGCAAGUGAGGAAUCUAAAGUAUCAGAUCUAACUGAACCAAGGCACCGCUGUGUGAUAUGUAACAAGGAAUUUCUUGGUGGUCACAUUGUGAAACACGCACAAGCUCACCAAAAAAAGGGCAGUUUUUCCUGUGUACUUUGCACCAGAAAGUUCAGGCAAAAAGCCCUUAUGCUGAAGCACCUAAGGAACCAUGUCAGGAAGAUAGAAAGGCAACAUCUUGCUGCACUUGAGGCUGGUCAGCAAGCUCCUGCUCCUAAUGAAGUAGAAUGUUCUAAUGUUCCUCAGGCACUAGAAAAUGGGAAUUCUGAUGAUUCCAAAAAUACUGAACCAGAGGCUGCAGUAGCUCCAAGUGCUGACCAAGUGGUCCAAGAGGAGGAGGAGACGGCAGAACAGGUUUUAGAUGUGGUAGAAAACCAUCUAAGUGACCAGGAUGACGCUACUGAAAAUAGUAGUGACAGCUGUUUUAAUAAUGUUCUGGAUGCUUUAAGUACAGAAAGUUUGCCUGAAGAUGAUGAGAGCUCCAAUAAAGAGUCACCUGUUCUGCAUAAAGUAAAUGGAGCAUUUUGCCCUGAAAAAGACAUUGAUGCUUUGGAUGAAGAAGGAACCUUUAAGUGCCCUGCUAAUGGUUGCACUAGAGUGUUUAAAAAGAUAAGAUUCCUCAAUAAACAUGCAAGGAAAACUCAUCCAACUGAUCUGAAAGUGCAGCAGCACAUAAUGAAAUGGAAUAAAGGAAAAUGCCGGUUCUGCCAGAGAAAAUUUGCUGAUUCCCAACAUUUUAUAGACCACCUGAAGAGACAUGUGUAUCCAAAUGUUUACUUUUGUUUACACUUUGAUUGUAAUCAGAGAUUUAAGCUGUCAGCUGAGCUUGCAGAACAUACAAAAAGUCAUAGUACGUUUAAAGCUCAGUGCAAUUUUUCAGACUGUUGUGAGCUAUUUGAGGAGCUGCCUUUGCUGUAUCAACAUGAGGCUCAGCACUAUUUAAAUAAAACACCAGAAUGUUCAGAAGAUGCAAGUGAAAAAGAUUCUUCAGAUGAUCCUUCAGAACUCUGUAGCUACCAAGAUGAUGAUGAAUCUAUUAAUGAAAAAGAAACUGUAGAUUUACCAAUUCCAACUUGGAAGUCAAGGAAGGAUUCUACAGAACCAAAGACAUAUAUUCAAAGUGUGGAGAAGAAAGCAAAUAAUGUAAUUCACAAUGGAAAUGAAAGUUCAUCUGAGGGUAGCACUACAGUUUUAAGUUCAACAGACCAAAAGACACCUGUGUUGCAGCCAAAUUCUGAAAACUGUAAUGUUGUUAGUGACCAAUUAGUCAAUGGGCACAGUGACCUAGAUCAGAUGUCAUCAAAGUCAUCAGAAAUACCUUUGGACAGAGUAGCAGAUGAAGCAAGGACAGAAAAUGGGUCAGUGUUACCAGUUUUACAGAAUUGUCAUGAUGCACCACAAAAUAAUGCUAAUGCUGCUGCUGCCUCACAACUACCUUCUAAACCAAAUCAGACAACAGAGACUACUUCAUAUGGUGUCAUCUUAACAAAACCCUAUGUUAGACCAUUGCCUCCAAGUUAUCUUGAUGAACGAUACAUUAGCAUGCCAAAACGUAGAAAAAUUUUGGCUGAUGAAGUAGAUGCUUAUUCUGAACAAGAUAAAAUUUGUAGCAAAUCAACUGAAAGAUUUAGAUGUGGCAACUGCUUGACCAUCUACUGUAAUUCAGAAGCACUUGAGGCUCACCUUGCACAAAAGAAGUGUCAGACGCUCUUUGGAUUCGAUUCGGAUGAUGAAAGUAAGUCUUACAGUCUUUCUGCGUUGGUUUCUUUGGAGGUAAAUACCAAUCAGAAAAUGGUCUUUGAAAACAGGCAACCUAAUGGAAUAG